AUGCGACAACAAUUAGAUCAGACGAGGAAGCGAAAAAGGGUUUGGCUGCAUAAUAUUCAGCCUUAAGAAAGCUCAGGGAAGAAAAGGUCCUGCCAAUGUCUCGGUUCAACCAAUAAAUACCACAAGACGUAA
Messenger RNA from Brassica napus (rape), 132 nucleotides. RefSeq lists its product as uncharacterized. The record is from RefSeq and is a predicted model, not a curated record. The transcript has 2 exons. NCBI's taxonomy places the organism in Eukaryota, Viridiplantae, Streptophyta, Magnoliopsida, Brassicales, Brassicaceae.